Molecule: messenger RNA, 1006 nt
Organism: Moneuplotes crassus
Lineage: Eukaryota; Ciliophora; Spirotrichea; Euplotida; Euplotidae
Source: the annotation of a GenBank genome assembly
AAAAAAUGGAACUUCAAGCACAGCCCAGCUUGCACCAACUUGAAACAUGAGUAAAAGUCAAAGAUAUGCAGAUAAAUCAUAUCAUUUUCAAAGACUUAUAUUAUAAUGCAGAUUCGUCGGAACUAGAAUUAUCUCAAAGAGAUCUAAUAUCAGGCAAAUUAGAUGCUAGAAGUAAAGAACUGUCCUUCUGAUUUGAAGAAAUUCGUGACCAAAUGUUUGUAAAGAAGCUGUGCUCGAUCUCUCAUUUUGAUGUGGACUCAUUAACACUUUCUAAUAUUCAAAAGAUAAAUAAAUAUUAUGACAUUUUUCUGGACUUUUCUUUUCCUAAUAAAGUGAACUGGUUCUGCAUUGAAGCCGGAUAUACUAAAAAGCAAUAUAUUGCCUAUUACUUUGAUAGGAUUAUCAAAAUAAGUCAUAAGAUAUGAAUCAACAUGGUUCUUUGAGGGUUCAUUAUCAAAGGAGAUCAGCUAAAAAGGUUAUUGAGUUCAUUUAAACAUUGCAAACUAUUCGAACUAUUUAGUUGCAAAUUAUCGAUCCCGAAUUCUUUUAACCUUUCUCAGGCUAUGAAGAAUACUAAACUCGAGACAUUAAUGUUCUAUCAUUGCGACUUCAGACUUGAGAACUGAAUGUCUGAGGAUAGAAAAGAGUUAAACAGCCUUAUUGAAGGUCUUGGGACUUCAGAAAGUUUGAUUUCAAGCCUCAAGGAAUUAGACAUCAGAGAUUGUAAAAUCUGCAAAAAGACAAUUCUUGAGCUGCUUGAGCAGAAUGGGUUUGGGAAUGUCAAAAUCUUGGAAGGAAGAUAAAAAUUAAACAACCAAGACUAGAAAAAGAAGAGUAUUUAUGAUAAUAUGACAAAAGAAAUCUAUUCCUUAAAGAGGGAACAAGAAAAAAAUAAAAAAUAAAUAAACAUUAGAAGAAUACAGCAAUAAUCUGAAGCUUGUGUGAAAAAUUAUCAACAAAGAGAGAAAACUGGUAUCAUUUAUCUGAAUAACAAAUUACAGUUCAC